UGGGCUGGCGCAGCGUUGAUGACGCGUCGCCGCGGGGCUCGGCACUUCCGCUGGCUUGUGUGUACUCGGCUGGCGACGCCCGGCGCCGCCCGCACCGCCGGCGCUUCUCCUCCGGCGCCCGCCACCCCGAUCCGACCCCAGCUGCCUCUCGGCCGUCGCCGGACCAUGGACUCCGCAGGCCAAGACAUCAAUUUGAACUCUCCUAGCAAAGGUAUGCUGUCUGACUUCCUGACUGACGUCCCUGUUGACCCAGGUGUGGCUGCUCGGACCCCUGCUGUGGAGGGUCUGUCAGAAGCGGAGGAGGAGGAGCUCCGGGCUGAGCUUGUCAAGCUACAAGAAGACCCAGGAAACGCUUUCACAGGCGGGACAGAAGACAUCUGCUGCCUUGUCCACUGUAAGCUCCGCGAUCAGCAGAAAGCUCGGCGACAUGAGGAACUCUGCAACCUUCAAGUCAUUUGA
This is a messenger RNA of Dipodomys ordii (Ord's kangaroo rat), 459 nucleotides long. RefSeq names its product tumor protein D52-like 2 (gene Tpd52l2). Lineage: Eukaryota; Metazoa; Chordata; Mammalia; Rodentia; Heteromyidae. Bases 19 to 459 code for a protein of 146 amino acids. The transcript is spliced from 4 exons. The record is from RefSeq and is a predicted model, not a curated record.